Molecule: messenger RNA, 1215 nt
Organism: Musa acuminata AAA Group (dessert banana)
Lineage: Eukaryota; Viridiplantae; Streptophyta; Magnoliopsida; Zingiberales; Musaceae
Product: PHD finger protein ALFIN-LIKE 8
Exons: 5
Coding region: 187-954 (255 amino acids)
Biological process (GO): regulation of DNA-templated transcription
Cellular component (GO): nucleus
Molecular function (GO): transcription coregulator activity; histone binding; transcription cis-regulatory region binding
Source: RefSeq, a predicted model, not a curated record
UCGCUCGUGAUUGAGCGGGGAUUUGAAUCCCGCCCACCGCUCGAAGUCUUCAACCCUAAUCCAAUCUCUGCCCCCGAUGAAUCCAAGGCCCUAGCCUCUUCCCCCUCCCUCGAGCCCGUUCUCCGUCGUCUUCGAGGCCGGGUCCUGCUCGAUUCCCUUCCUCCGGGCUUGUAGUCGUGCCGAGCGAUGGACGCGGGCGGAGGGCCUUUUCGCACCGCCGAGGAUGUCUUCCGCGACUUCAGAGGUCGAAGAGCUGGCAUGAUCAAGGCGCUCACGACUGAUGUCGAGAAGUUCUAUCAGCAGUGCGAUCCAGAGAAAGAGAACUUAUGUCUCUAUGGGCUUCCUACAGAGACUUGGGAAGUAACCUUGCCUGCAGAGGAAGUACCUCCAGAACUUCCUGAGCCUGCCUUGGGAAUUAACUUUGCUAGAGAUGGCAUGGAAGAAAAGGACUGGCUUGCUUUAGUUGCCGUCCACAGUGAUGCAUGGUUACUUUCUGUUGCCUUCUAUUUUGGGGCACGUUUUGGAUUUGAUAAGGAGUCAAGGAGGCGACUUUUCAAUAUGAUUAACAAUCUCCCUACCAUAUAUGAAGUUGUAACUGGAACAACCAAGAAACAGUCCAAGGAAAAGACCUCGAAUAGCAACAGCAAGAACAAGUCGAACUCCAAGACGGUUCAGCAGUCCAGACCGGCCGAGCCCCAGGCCAAGGUUUCAAAGAUGCCUCCAAAAGAAGAUGAGGAUAGUGGUGCAGAGGACGAAGAAGAUGAAGAGGACCACGAGAACACUUUAUGCGGUGCAUGCGGUGACAAUUAUGCUAAUGACGAGUUCUGGAUAUGCUGUGACGUAUGUGAAAAGUGGUUUCAUGGAAAGUGCGUCAAGAUCACACCUGCCCGAGCCGAGCACAUAAAGCAGUACAAGUGUCCCAGUUGCAGCACCAGUAAGAGGGCCAGAGUAUGAAGCAAGAAGUGUUACUAGUUCUUCAUUACGCUAGAACAGUUCCUUGCAAACAGCAGACAUGCAAGUAGGUUGUAGACUUUGUUUCUGUGUCCUUGUUCAGAUUGUAGUUAAUUGGUGCUGUCUGUGUCCAUUUGCACGAGGGCUUGUGUGUUAGAUCAACCUCCAUUUGCAACAUGUAACUUGGUCACGUAAGGUAGGGACUCUCGGAUUUGACCAAGUGUUGUUUUAGAAGGAAAACUAUAUUAGGAUGUGUUUGUUUUA